AUGCCUGCUCAAGUUGUUAUCGAGCCCACCGUCGUGCGUGAGUUGCGCGACGAUGAGAAGCUCGUCCUUGUGGACUUCGAAAGUCAUGUCUCUCGCUGUACUCGCUGCGGAAUUUCACUGGAGAACAAAGAGAACAAUUACUGUGACAAAGGCCACCUCCUCGCUGUCGAUGUAACCAAGUAUCUAUACAGUGUGAACGGAAAGCACUAUGCUGUUGUGGACAAGGAGAAUGGAAAGCCCAUGAGAGUCAAGCUACCCCGCGACUCGAGUGCUACUCGCCUUCUUCUGGACUCUGUCUCUGAGGGUCUGCGUCUUCAAUCUCCUCGCCGAGGCCGCGCUCCUCCUGUCCGUCCUCCCAGCUCUACUCGUCCUAUCAUUGAACAGCGCCCUCGGUCUAUCACCCCAGAGGACAUUCCUGCCCCUCAUCAAAUCAUCGAGCGUUCCCCAUCGAACAGCAGCAAGCGUCACGUUAUUGUCUACCCUCGAUCCUCUCGAUCUUCGAACUCCAGCCAAAGCCCCUCCAACCGAGGAUCUUUGUACGUCAAUGACCACCUCGACCGCGAAGAGCGACGAUACGACUCUCGUGGCCACCGCUACCACCGCUGA
Messenger RNA from Penicillium malachiteum, 606 nucleotides. RefSeq lists its product as uncharacterized. NCBI's taxonomy places the organism in Eukaryota, Fungi, Ascomycota, Eurotiomycetes, Eurotiales, Aspergillaceae. Bases 1 to 606 code for a protein of 201 amino acids. The transcript has a single exon. The record is from RefSeq and is a predicted model, not a curated record.